This is a messenger RNA of Wickerhamiella sorbophila, 462 nucleotides long. RefSeq lists its product as hypothetical. The coding region runs from base 1 to 462 and encodes 153 amino acids. The record is from RefSeq and is a predicted model, not a curated record. Lineage: Eukaryota; Fungi; Ascomycota; Dipodascomycetes; Dipodascales; Trichomonascaceae. The transcript has a single exon.
AUGCGAUUCGCGCAGAUACCGUUGAUUGGCUUCGUUCUGGUGCACUAUGUUCUUGCUAAUACCGAAAGUAUGAUUGUUGAGCUGCAAGGGGAGACGGACGGGCUCAUUGUGCCGGGCACGCCGUGGCAGGGUCAAUUUGACGAGUGGCCCAACAACGCUAGCAGUUCCCGGAUUUCACUUCAAGGACCGGCGGGGAAAUACUUUGUGCGGGUGUGCUGGCCAGCGUCUGAGCCCGCCGAUUUCGACUUGCAGUGGGAAGAGCCGUAUGUCAUUCUGAGUGCAGCGAGAAAUGUCGUGCCUCUGAAGCAGGUCGAUCCAGUCGUUCGCUACAGCCUGAUUGCCAGCCGAAUAGUGUAUGGGCUGCCCGAGGAUGCCUGGAAAAUCACCCAGAGAAUUGCAAUGGUCAUUGUUCUAGCCUCCGUUAUUGCCGCCCUAGCAUGGCGUGGAGUUUUUGUUAUUUAA